AUGGCAGUGUUAGCUCAAAAAAGUGUUGCAUCAUUGAUGCGAAAGACUCUAGACAGGCAGGCGGCUAAUGCGCGUAUGAAAUUUGUUCUAAAACCAAAACAAGUUGAACAAAUCCUCACUAGCUAUGUUCGGGAUAGGAAUUCGGGUCCUUAUUUCGAAUUAUUAAAAGUGUUAAAGGAUUUUCCUUUAAAUGACGAUAAUUUUAGAAAGCUAAUAGACGAUAGCUUAAAUUGUGUAGUGUUAUUAGAAAAAGAAAUGAAACCCUAUGUGGAAGCCAUGUGUAACAUACAAUGGAUAAACCGUAAUCAAGAUUUAGUAGACCUCUACAAGAGAUUUUUGUUAAAUUUGGUUACGGCACAUACUUAUCAUUGCCCUAGAAUUCUAAGUAAUUUAAUAAAACUAUUCAGAACGGAUGGUGACAACUGGGAUGAUAGACCGCCACAAGAAAUGCUCAUGUCUUGGUCGAAUGUACAUAGCACAAUUGCUGAAAUUGUAGCUCUCAUGCCUUUAACUAGUGAUCUUGUUUUGCAAGCAAUAGUGGACCAGUUCCCGUAUUACAAAGCUGGAUGUGUUGUGAAUAGGACCUACAUCCACAAUUUAAUAUGGAUUACUAAAUACAUACCUUCGUUAAGAGAACCUAUAAUGACGGCUAUAGUUAAUAGAAUGGUUGACAUGGAUGCCAAUCUAGUAGAACAAGAGAAAAACAAACUGGACACCAUGUUUGAGAUGGAGGUAGAUGCGAAGGACGACAUCCGGGAUACGCUAGACUACUGUAUGUUAGAGAUGCUGCGGUGGCUUGAGGAUGAGAGAGAUCCGGCUUUGAAUUCCUUGUGCAAUGUCUUUGAAAGAGUCCUCCUUCCUACUCAUGGUAUCAGGCAUGUCCAGUUCCUACUGUUAUACACAAUUUCGAUAAGUCAACAAUGUGCUGACCGUGUGUUCACCAACUUAUGGUCGGUGGCCGCUGGGCUACACGACAUGAGGCCUGGUGCUGUGGCCACAAGGAGAACUGCUGCCAGCCACUUGGCAGGGCUCCUGGCGAGAUGUGUGCGUGUGCCAAACUCGAGACUCAUCCACUACCUACGACUCAUGUCGGAGUGGUGUCAUUCGUAUAUCGCAGCAAGUCAAGACACAGUGAAUGACAAUAACAAAGUGCAUGGUGCGUUCUACGCUAUAUGCCAUGCCAUAUUCUACUUAGUUGCGUUUAAGAAUCACCACCUGUUUAUGAGCAAAGAAAGUUUAAAUUUCGUCGAGUCUCUAAACCUGCCUCGACUGGUGACAUGUUCUUUGAAUCCCCUCCGCACCUGUCCACCUCAGGUCACACAGGCCUUCUCGUCCGUGACUCGGUCACACCAAGUGGUCUACUGCCAGGCCAUCAUUGAGAAAAACAUGCGACUGUCUCUACACAACCAACUGCCGUAUGACGAGUGGUUCCCGUAUGAUCCGUAUACUUUGCCAAUCUCCGGCAAAAUAAUUUGGCCGCUAUGCAUGGAGUACAAAGACUUGUUGAAAGAAGGUGAUGAUGAGACCCAAUACUCCAGCCUCAAGAGGAAAUUGGACGCAGAAGAUGAUGAUUAUUUAAUGGCCAGCCCCAAUACGAAGCUAGCCAGUUCACUAACAAAUUAUACCUCCCCGGGUUUCAAGACCAGUGAAUCCAUUAUUAUGUAAGAUUUAUGUGCUAAAGGUUGAAUUUUGUAUGAUCAGAAAAAGUCAUAGGCAGAAUAUAAUGGGCCUACGUUAUUUAGUUGCGUUAUGUGAAUAUAAUGUGAUCUGACUGGGUUUGACAUAACACGACCAAAUUUUUUAGGUCCGCCAUCUGCCUAGGAAUCAACUUCUCUUAGUAACAUAGACAUCGCUACUUGUCGCUCAUGAGUAUAUUGCAAUUGUGUAGCAAAGUUUUGUGAACAGAGGCCCGAGUGUUAGUUUUUGUUUGACAUUCGGUCAUGAACGCGUUUGGCGUUUACUAAGAUUUUGUAUGGGAUUUGUACAGCGCCACCUAACGGUGCUCACGGGAGUGAGCCCAGCUCCCAUACAAAAUCUUAGUAAACGCCAAACGCGUUCACAUGCUAAUGUCAAACAAAAAACUCACACUCGACACAUACUGUAUAGCAAUAUAUACAUAUUCACUUGUAUAUUUAUUACUCUAUGCUUGCAAUGGAAAGAGAAGUAGCGAUUAUAUUCGAAAUUAUAUGUGAUUAGCGACCACAGAAUUUAAUGGAAAUACACUAGAUUUUCUACUGGACCAUAAGCCUCGAUCCACAUUUAAAAACGACGAAGCACUCAGUUUGAAUAACGACUAACGAGCUGGUACUGUAAUGUUAUGCUAAGUACUCACAUACGAUUUUGCU
This is a messenger RNA of Aricia agestis (brown argus), 2345 nucleotides long. It is a transcript of the gene Tif-IA, whose product is annotated as RNA polymerase I-specific transcription initiation factor RRN3. The record is from RefSeq and is a predicted model, not a curated record. Gene Ontology annotation, cellular component: nucleus. The transcript is spliced from 7 exons. Bases 1 to 1665 code for a protein of 554 amino acids. NCBI's taxonomy places the organism in Eukaryota, Metazoa, Arthropoda, Insecta, Lepidoptera, Lycaenidae. Gene Ontology annotation, molecular function: RNA polymerase I general transcription initiation factor activity; RNA polymerase I core binding. Gene Ontology annotation, biological process: transcription initiation at RNA polymerase I promoter.